Vespula vulgaris is the source of this 4793-nucleotide messenger RNA. RefSeq names its product chorion peroxidase (gene cysu). Gene Ontology annotation, molecular function: heme binding; peroxidase activity. The coding region runs from base 1496 to 3892 and encodes 798 amino acids. Lineage: Eukaryota; Metazoa; Arthropoda; Insecta; Hymenoptera; Vespidae. Gene Ontology annotation, biological process: response to oxidative stress. The transcript is spliced from 17 exons. The record is from RefSeq and is a predicted model, not a curated record.
UCUUCGAUCUAACAAAGAUUAAUCACAAAAUUAAUUAAUGAAUCAUUCAUUAUUAUCCAUUAUCCUAUUCACUUCACAUCCUAUCCAAUUGUAUGGAUUCAGAGCAGAGAUAUCUCAAAGUUUCGAAAAGAAAAGAAAAGAAGAAAAAAGGAAAGAGAUAGAAGUAGAAGAAGUAAAAGAAAGAAAGAAAGAAGGAAGGAAGAUCAAAAAGAAAAUCUACGUCAUUCGUGUUAACGUCGGAAUAUUAAACGAGCCUUAGCAACCGUGACUCGAACCAGAUUUUCGGCUUUUGCUAUGUUCAAACGUAACUACAUGAAGAUUUAUGUACAAGAUGCAUGUUUCUCCCACUUAACGACAAGGGGAGCUGAAAGAGUGGGGAUAGACGAACGAGUAGAGAUAUUGUACCUCCUACCUUCACGAAAUCUCGUCCAAUUCGAGAGCGAGGCAAACGGAGAAUGUACUUUUUGGGGGAGCACGAACCAAUGUAUUUUAAAGAAAAAGAAACAGAUAAUCAUAAUACAAUAAUAAGAAAUAUAACAACAACAAAUACAAUAAUAAUAUUAAUAAUAAUGAUAAUAAUAUCGUACGAGUAACAAGUACUCAUAAAGAGCAAAUAACAAACUCGAGCUAUUGGAUCAAUCGACAUCAUAUGGUAUCAGCUUCGCGUAGCUGAGGGCAGCCGUUCGGUUUUAACUCGAAGUAACGCGUGUCGGUCAGUAAAUCGUCGACCGUCGGAGUGAAAGACGGAGUAAAGGUAUAUACCAUCGCUAGCUAUUUCAUCGCGAGAAUCGAACUCGAGCUAGCCGAAAGGGAGCAAAAGUAGAAGUGGACGACGUUAUUCAGCAACUAAACGCGUUCCCGAGUACUACGGCCAGUCUCAGCACUCUCAGACAGUAGUUCGGUCCGUGUGUUCGCAGGGUAGAGGAACGAAUAAACACGCGUGUGUUAUCGUCGUUAUCUAUCACCGGGAGUGAUUGUUACUAUUGUUACUGUUGUUAUUGUUGUUGUUGUUGUUGUUAUUAUUAUUGUUAUUAUUAUUAUUAUUAUUAUUAUUAUUAUUAUUAUUAUUGUUAUUAUUAUAUUUUUCUUUUUUUUUUUUGUAUUUUUCUUCUUGUUCUCUUUUUACUCUUUUAUCUUUUCUUUUUUUUUCUCGUCUCGUCUCGUUUCGUUUCGUUUCGUUUCGUUCCGCUCGAUUUAAGUCGGACUCUCUUCGGAAAACACGUCUCCUCGACUUCCUUUCAUCCCUCUUUUCGAUUUUGUCAUUUUUCUUCUGUCUACAUUGUUUUUUCUUUUCCUCUUCUAUUUUUGUUCUUUCUUUAUUUCUUUCCUUAUUUUUUUUUUCUAUCUCUUUAUCUGUCUGUCUAUCUGUCUCUCUCUCUUUCUCUCUCAUUUUACCUUCUCUAUCUUUCUCCCACCUCGACAACCUCCUCCCUUUUUGGUUUUGUCAACGUUGGUUUCGUGAAAACGUUCGGAUCGCGUGUGGCCAGGCAGCGCGAUGCUCGAAGGAUUCGCGAUAGCGCGGACCACGAUAAUAGGAAUCGUGGCGUUACUGAUUGGAUUUAACAGCCAUGAUUAUGCAUGCGAUGGAUUGCAAUAUCAACCGGUUGAAAUUUAUGGAAACACCGAGGAAUGUGCUUUGAUCCUAGAUGGUCCUGGCAGAACUAGCGUUUUCGAUUAUACUUACAAUUUGCUUCGUGGAAAUUUUCCACCUACUGCAGGAUCACAGACCUGUAUCACCUACGAUGCCGUUAAUCAUGCUUAUAUCGAGGCGAGGAAACGCAUCAAUGUCGCAAGACCCAAAAACGAAAUCUGGAGGCCCGAGGACCUAGCUACGGUCGGUGAACUCUUAUUGGACAUAUCAACUAAUCUAGCUCAAAUAUAUGGUCUGACAUUCGAGGAUAUCGAGAAAAAUCUUCCGUUGAUCGACACCUCGAAAACAUUGAUACGCGAGGUAUGUCCAGCUUUUCUAAGCAACGUCGAAUGUCGACCAGGAAAAUAUCGAAGAUACGAUGGACUCUGUACGAAUUUACAAAAUCCAACUUGGGGUUCAACUCUGUCGCCGUUCACCAGAUUGAUGCCACCACGAUUCUCCGAUGGUAUAUCAGCACCUAGGAUAGCCGUAAGUGGACGAGAAUUACCCUUGUCUAGAAUAGUAUCCCGUACGAUGCAUCCAGAUGAGGGAUAUCACGAUCACGCUGGUACUGUCAUGGUGAUAGCCUGGGGACAAUUCAUGGAUCAUGAUUACACUCUUACUGGAACGCCCUUAGAUCCACUAAAUCGUAAUGAUCCAGAAGAAUGUUGUUCUCGUCCUCCACAUCUGAAGAAUCCAUAUUGCAACGAGAUUCGUAUACCAGAAGAUGACUAUUUCUAUAGAUUGUUUAACGUUCGAUGUAUGGAUUUUGUACGAGCGUUCCCAGCUGUUCGACCAGGUUGUCGUCUUGGAUCACGUGUACCUUUUAACUUGUUAACCGGAGUUCUGGAUGGUAAUACCGUUUAUGGUAUUACAGAGAAUUUUGCUAGAAAACUCCGAAGCGGUUAUGGCGGAUUGUUAAGAAUGAAUCCAGUUUUUAACGAGUACGGAUUGAAAGAUUUAUUGCCAUUGAAAUUAGAUAUACCAGACGAAGGAUGCACUCGUCCGAACAAAUCGAUGUACUGUUUCGAAGCAGGUGAAAUUCGAGUUAACGAGCAAUUGGUAUUAACGUGUAUGCACACGUUAGUAGCAAGGGAACACAACAGGAUCGCGAAGGUACUCACUCGUAUUAAUCCCCAUUGGGACGACGAGACGUUGUUUCAGGAAUCAAGACGCAUAGUCAUCGCUGAAAUCCAACAUAUAACAUAUAAUGAAUUUUUGCCGAUUCUUUUGGGGAAAGACGUCAUGGAAAAAUUCGGACUUCUUCUCGAGAAAAAUGGAUACUGGGAUGGAUACGAUCCAACCGUAAAUCCUGGUGUUAUCGAUGCAUUCGCUGCUGCUGCAUUUAGAUUUGGACAUUCUUUGCUACCAACUGCGGUCGAACGUUGGAGCAAAGCUCAUAAAUUUAUCGCUUCCAAAAGAUUAUCGGAUCUAAUCAGAAGACCGUACGAUCUUUAUCGCGCUGGAGUCUUAGACGAAUACUUUAUGGGAUUGAUGAAUCAAGUUGCCCAAGCUAUGGAUGACUCGAUAACGCAAGAAGUGACUAAUCAUUUGUUCAAAAAGGUUGGCGCAAAAUUCGGGAUGGAUUUGGUAUCGUUCAAUAUGCAACGUGGAAGAGAAUUUGGUAUACCGAGUUACAUGGACUUCCGAAAAUAUUGCGGAUUACCCGAGGCAAAGACCUUCGACGAAUUGUUUGGAUCCAUGCCAAACGAGACUAUCGGACGAUACAGUUCCAUUUUCGAACAUCCAGCUGACGUGGAUCUGUGGUCCGGUGGUGUAUCGGAACGACCACUUCCGGGUAGUAUGCUUGGUCCAACCUUCGCCUGUGUAAUCGCUACGCAAUUUAGUCAUUCACGACGUGGUGACAGGUUUUGGUACGAGUUACCGAACCAACCAUCGUCCUUCACUCUCGAUCAACUCAAUGAGAUUCGUAAGUCGAAGCUAGCUAAAAUGAUAUGCGACAAUACAGACCUCAUAGACACCAUACAAAUAUAUCCUAUGGUCUUGCCUGAUCACGAAAUCAAUCCACGAGUACCAUGCCGUAGUGGUGUAUUACCAAGUAUAGACCUGAGCAAAUGGGCCGAGUUUCCAACGAGCCAUUCAACGCAAUAUCGUUUGGUGGAGGAACAUUUGCUUGACGUGCCGGGACGUCCGGUGAAUGCGGACACGGUACGGGACCACUACGAGAAACAGGACGCUUUUCGAAUCUUCUUUGAGAGUAUUAACGGCAUUGCUUCGUAUCUGGGCAUCACGAGAAAGUAAUGCGCGCGCGCACACGCACACCAGAGACGGGUCCAUCUACUGAUAUCGUUUCGUAAAAGAAAAAGAAAAAGAAAAAGAAAAAGAAAAGCAAAAGGAAAAAAAGAAAAGAAAAAAAAAAAAAAGGAAAAAAGAAAUCAUACUUCGAUAUGAUAUAUCAAAUAUUUUUAACUGCAUAAUAUUACGUGGACGAGUAUGCUGCAUUUUUGUUUUCUCUUUCUUUUCUUUUUUCUGUUUUUUUUUUUUUUUUAAUUUUUUUUUCUAACACGCUCGUGUGAAUUAGAUUUACGUAGAACAUGCAUCUUAAAGCGAGCCAAUAAAAUGAAUCUUUGACUGUGUAUACGUACAUACGUAUAUAUAUAUAUAUACGUAUACAUAUACACAUAUAUGUGUGUGUAUGUGUUUAUAUAUAUAUAUAUAUAUAUAUAUAUAUAUAUAUAUAUAUAUAUACGUAUGUACAUAUAUAUCAAUCUUAUCUGAUGUCACAAACCUUAAUGUCGAAUUAAUUACAAUGAAAUAAUCAUUCAUUUGCCGUGCCAAAUGAAGCGCGAUUAUGUGCGUUAGCACUUGACUAUAAUAAGUUUUUUUUCUUUAGCCGUCUAAGGUAUUAUAUCGUAAAAUGCAUUAUGUAAAUAACGCCCUUGCAAUGGCUCAGGAAGGACUUUAUGUAGAAGAUUAGGAUUAAAAAAAAAAAGAAAGAACAAAAAAAAACCAAAAAUAAAAACAAAAAAAAAUAAGAAAAAAUAUGAUCGUUUCUGCGCCACUGCAUUGUAGCCACCAUCGUAGCUGUCGAUUAUAUAUUAACUAUACAUCUCUCUCUAAAUAUAUAUAUAUAUACAUAUAAUUUGUACAUAUUAACGAGCAUCAAGAAAUAAAGUCACUUUGAUAAUAGUGCCAUUAAAAA